Molecule: messenger RNA, 396 nt
Organism: Strongyloides ratti
Lineage: Eukaryota; Metazoa; Nematoda; Chromadorea; Rhabditida; Strongyloididae
Exons: 1
Coding region: 1-396 (131 amino acids)
Source: RefSeq, a predicted model, not a curated record
AUGAAUAUUAAUAUAAUAUUUCAAAAUUUAAAUACUUUAAAUUGUGAGGAAGAAGAAUCUACUGAACUUUUACACAAAAUAGAUUCAAUGGAUGAUGAUGAUUUUGAAAAAUUAACCAAAUUAAUAGAAUUUGAAAAUUUAAAAUUAAAAGAAAGUAUAUUUUUAAAUCAUCUUUUGUAUUAUCCAGAUAAAAUUUUUCAAGAAAAUAUAAUUUGUCAAGAUAAAAUUUCUACUGAUGAUCAAAAACUUUUUUUGUAUAAAAAAUUGUUAGAAAAACAAGAAAUGAUAUUAAAAAAAGAAAAUAUACUUUUGAAUCAACAAUUAGAGUAUGUUGAAAAAUUGAAAAAUCUUCAAAACAAUAUUGAAAAAUUAAAUGAAAUGUCUCCAAAAUUUUAA